Malaya genurostris is the source of this 3274-nucleotide messenger RNA. RefSeq names its product ecdysone 20-monooxygenase (gene shd). The coding region runs from base 1410 to 3035 and encodes 541 amino acids. Gene Ontology annotation, molecular function: heme binding; monooxygenase activity; oxidoreductase activity, acting on paired donors, with incorporation or reduction of molecular oxygen. The record is from RefSeq and is a predicted model, not a curated record. The transcript has 9 exons. Lineage: Eukaryota; Metazoa; Arthropoda; Insecta; Diptera; Culicidae.
GAUUGUUCGUAUUUGAUCGGAUAAAUUUGAAUCUAAAGCGGUUGGACUGAAGCGUGACAACAUAACGCGCGGAAAUCGCGGGUUUUCCCUCAUCUUGGUCCGGAUCCCUAGGAUGAUGCUGCAUAGAUAAGAAAACUAAUCCGGAGAGAUAGUGAAAAUUUGAGAUCCCAAGCGUGUGAGAGCGGUCGCUCACUCUCACCGUCAUCUCUCCGACAUUUCGGGACAGGUUAUCCAUACAUAUCGUCUGUAAGCCGGCUGGCUGUUUAACCAUACACUUUGGGUCACGGCACAGAUGAGCCUGUGUAUAAAAUAAGCACCCGCGCCACCCAACGGCAGACGCUUCAUCGUCGGAUCGCGCACACGGUUUAUCUCUUCGUGGUUUGUUUUGGUUUUUAAUGCUGCGCAGAGGCUCGUUUUGCGUUAUUUUCUCAUAGCGCCUUCCGUGAGCUGGAGGUUAUAGGAGAUGAGAAUUCCGCUGGAGUAGUUUUUUUUGUUGGUGCGCGAAGCUUUUCUGGCGAUAUUGUUGAGUGUUGAGAGUGGUAUGUUCUGUAGGCUGGCUUCGCUAAUUAGCCCUUUGUGUGUUAAAAAGCUGAAUUAUCACGUAGCUAAAUUGUCGAUGAGUGUGCUGCUAUGACAUUGACUCUAAUGUGAGGGCCCCGGUAGGUUUCGUGAUAAGACGCAACCCUCUCCCCCAUCGUCACACUCGUCGGUAUUCGUUGAUUUAACUUGUAUCGUGCCCUUGAAAUCCGUGUCAUUGGAUCAGAGAAUACGUAAAUGCCGGCUCUAUUUUUAACAUUGUAGCUAAGAAGAGAACCCAGAACAGGGAAAAAAGACUUGAACAAAACAAAACGUCGCAUGUGCAUACAGUGUUGUCUGAUAGUGCAUCCAACAGAGUAGUUGCAGCGGUCGCAAUCACUGCGAGCUGCAUAUGAGACCGACCGAGAAGAUAAGCCUCCCAGAUAAGUGAUGUUUCAGGAAACAUUUCAAGUUUUAGCCAGUGCGCUUGUGUGAAAUUCAUGAAGUUCGUUUUACAUUUUGUUCUGUUUUUCAAUUGUUUGUGGUACCGUGAAGCAUAAGUUUGAAAGCAAUUACAUGAGAAGGAAAAAUUAAAAAAGAUUCAACCGGAGAAUCUGAGUGUGGAAAAAAACCCGCUGUUAAUUGCGUUCCAACGGAGUGUAUUGAUCAAAAUUGAAGCCAAUUUAGUCGAACCGGUCCACGUGGUGUUUACAAACAAACGCCGGCUCGUCAGCUUUAAAUACGACAAUAACAUUUGAGAGAGGGUUACCAGCCGUUGCGUUGGCUACGAGAGAGGUAGAGAAUAACGGCGAUUUACUAUUUGCUCAGUGUGUGCAUAGUACGCGAAAGAUUCGGUGACUCCAGCAAAUAUCUUUCAACACCCCGAUCAAACAAUGUCGGUGCCCGUCAUUCUCUUCUACGUGUUCAUCACCGUGUUCAUGCUGAUGUCGUACAGCCCAAAGCCACGCAAGAUACUGAAAGCGAUCAAAAGUUUUCUGUUGCAGCUUGUGCACCUGAGCGACAAUACAGCCCCGGUGGCAAUACAACUUCAGCCUGCUGUGGGCCAACCAGAGCAGCGUGACAAACAUCCGACCGUUUGGGACAUACCGGGACCAAAACGGUGGCCACUUGUUGGGACAAAGUGGAUUUAUCUCACCGGACGAUAUAAAAUGAGCAAAAUGCACGACGCUUUUGUGGAUCUUAACAAGCGUUAUGGCAAAAUAGUUCUGGAAGUUGAUCGCCAAGUGCCAAUCGUGAAUUUAUUUGAUCGUGUAGAUAUGGAGAAGGUACUGCGAUAUCCCAGCAAAUAUCCGUACCGACCACCGACGGAAAUAGUGGAGUACUAUAGGCGAAGUCGACCGGAUCGAUUUGCCAGCACCGGAAUAGUUAACACGCAGGGCGAGCAGUGGCAUGAAAUGCGAGUUAAGCUAACGUCCGGAAUUACAUCGCGGAAAAUUUUACUGGCCUUCAUUCCUUCCUUAAACGUGAUCUGCGAUGAUUUUGUCGACUUGCUGCGCCGCAGACGUGAUGAGAACAAUUGCGUUCAAGAUUUUCAGGAUGUGGCGAACACCGUCGGACUUGAAAUUAUCUGCUGUCUGAUUCUUGGGCGCCGCAUGGGCUACAUGAGUGGAGACAAGCUGAAAAACGAAAAGUUUGCUAAACUGGCGGAAGCUGUCAAAUCUAGUUUCAUGUACAUUAGCAGGAGCUAUUACGGUUUAAAACUAUGGAAAUAUAUUCCCACAGCAUUGUAUCGAGAUUACGUGCGCUGUGAGGAGAUUAUUUACGACACAAUUGCUGAGAUCGUCAAUGAAGCACUCACCGAAGAUCAAGGAAAUUGUCCGGAUGACGAUAUGCGUAGUAUAUUUUUUAGUAUUUUGCAAACUGAAGGUUUAGAUACGAAGGACAAAAUUGCCGGAAUAAUCGAUUUAAUUCAUGCAGCUAUCGAAACUUUUUCCAACACAUUAUCAUUCCUGCUGAACAAUUUGAGUCAACAUCCAAACAAGCAAAUCCGAAUAGCUGAAGAAUUCAGCGCUUGUUCUCAGAUAAUCACGAGUUCAGAUAUGAAUAAUGCUCCAUUUACGAAGGCGUGUAUUAAAGAAUCGUACCGAGUUUCGCCAACAACUCCUUGUUUAGCUCGUAUCCUCGAGGAAGACUUUGUCCUGUCAGGUUACCACCUGAGCGCUGGGACCGUUGUCCUCUGUCAUACACGCGUGUCCUGUCAGAACGAAGAAAACUUCAGUCAUGCUAAGCAAUACCGACCGGAAAGAUGGCUUGAACAAGUGGACGAAAAUCAGAACGUAUACAAAAUUGAAGAAUCGGGAGCAUCGUUGGUGCUUCCUUUUGGCACAGGCCGGCGAAUGUGUCCCGGUCACAGAAUCAUUGAUAUUGAAUUAACACUUAUAGUGGCGAAGCUAUUCCAACAAUUUGAAAUCGAGUACCAUAGUAAGCUCGACACGCAGUUUCAGUUCCUGCUGGCGCCAGGAACCCCAAUCGAGAUUAUUUUCAGAGAUCGUAAUUGAGUUGCCUUCGGCUCAACGCCUUGGUUUGUUAUCUAUUGUGAAUAAGCGUUUUAAUAAUAGAACUGCACACAGCAAAGCCCCUAGGGACAAGAUGACGAAAUGUGAGAAUCAUAUUGAUUAUUAUUGUUAAAACAGAUUGUUGAUCUGUGUACUAGUACUGAUUGUUUAUUACAAGUUAUUUCUAGCUAUACAGUAAUCUUGUAUCAGUAUAAUUUAUUACAUUUGUACAAAAUUUAACG